AGGCCCCGACCUUACACAGUAAGUCGGCUACAAAUCAAGGACGCAAUCAAUUACCCUAACACUCGAAUAGAGAAUACCACGUUACCGAAAGUCAAUACUAUACCUCCCGAGGGUAUAGUGAAGCUCAUUAACGAGCGAGCCAGCAGAAUAUAAACCCUCGUCACACUGACAAAGGGGCCUACCACCGUACGUGUGCUACAAGCAUUUGUUCGUUAAGUACGCUGUAAACCCUGAAAAAAGACUAUCCCGCUGAAGCAGGAUCUGAUCUCUAACAAUUGGGCAACUUGGAAUGAUUCCAUUAGAACCCCUCCAUCCAAGCAAUACAAGGGAAAGGCUCCGCUUCAGGGGAACGAUAACCAACAUUUGCGGCCACAACCACCGCCAUCGAAAGCGCUUUUCCCGCGAGUUCGAGUUAAAAGCCCAGCACGUAUGACAACUGAUUCUGAAAAUGGCGGUCCAUCCGGGACUUCCCCCGAUGCCUCCGAUCAACAGCCCACUAUUCCUCCAAGAAACCAAAAAAGAAGGCAAUCCAAUUGUCCCCCCCCUCUUAGUUUCGAUACUGGUAAGGAGCAUGUACCGGACUCUAUCGCACCUGAACCUCCCAACCAGCCACCCGCACGCGAGCUCCAUGCUCAAUGGGAUCUUGAAAUGGGCCUGACAAGACAGGGCGAAGAUCGGACGCAUUGUACAGUGCUCAAGGUUAAUUCUCGGAUUAUAUGCGAAUUGUCUCGACAAUUGGGGGAGGAGGUGGAGAAUUCAAGAGUCGAACUGGAAGCAGAGAGCGAAACCAACACCUCCAAAGUCUCUAUCCGAGCCAAAAAUCCAGAAGCUUUGGCAGCAGUAAUAUGUGUCGUGCACGGAGCCAACCCGAACUGGAGGAUCAGGUGUUUUGAAGACUUUGUGAUUUUAGCGAUGACCUGCCGGGAUUUUGGAUGCUGUACCGAUAGCCUGAGGCCUCUCCUUAGGGAUCGCCCAAUGUUGUCGCCAAACGAUCCAGACGAAGACCAGGAUCGUAUCGGGAAGUGGAUAUUUGCCGCGCUGGUUUUCAAAUUACCGGAGACGUUCGAACAGGCUACCCAUAAGAUGGUCAUGGACUUUAAGAAUAUCCCAGAGGAUCCUGAGCAUGCGGAGCUUCUCCCGGUGGAUUUGAGGAGUAAGUCCCAUCCGUUUAAAUAAGCAAUGUGACCACACCACAGUUACUAACAUGAGCGGGGAAUUUCCACUACAGGAAAUAUAAGGAAAAAGGGGCACGAGAUCCUAGAGGAGAUAAUGGUUUUUGUGAGAACCUGCGUGAUCGAGUGUCUUGAGCAAGAGGACCCGGCUGGUGCAGGGGCAUUCAUAGCAGCGAUUCACAACUCUUUGAAAGGCGUGGGUUAUCACCUCAUCAAUGGUGCGGCGGAACAGGGGGAAAACCAGGGGGCAACCCACCUACUUAAAGCCCUAGAAAACCUUCCACUUCAACCACCAGCAACGAAUAUCGGUACCGUCGAGAUUGGCCUUUGCGUCUCGGAACAGGUGCCAGACAGUCCGACCGCAGCAUCUCACCGCUCCGGAUCCUCGAACUCCUCUAGUUCGCCAAACCAUGCAAGGCCCAUGCCCCCGAGGCGAGCAAGGGCGCCGCACGUGAUAGCGAAUGUGGCCGCGGAUCUAUGGGAUAAAAGGGGAGCCCUUGCGGGAAAGAUACAGACUCUUGUUUCUCGAGACUUUAGGAAAAGGUCAGACUUAAAAGAUAUGAAUCAGAAAAAAUACGUCGAGCUCGUGCAGAGCUUCCAGAAGAAACUCGAGGAGGAAAAAUCCAAAUGGAGCUUUAGGGGGCUUGAAUUGAGGCAGUUCCAAACAUCCACUGACAACCCACAAAGGCCCCCAGAGGCGGGGGCUGCGGAGGGAAAUGGGACGCACUCGCACGAAUGA
Molecule: messenger RNA, 1911 nt
Organism: Tuber aestivum (summer truffle)
Lineage: Eukaryota; Fungi; Ascomycota; Pezizomycetes; Pezizales; Tuberaceae
Source: the annotation of a GenBank genome assembly